GUAAAAUACUUGCUUGCCAGCACAAGUGUGUGCCAUUGCCGACUUCAUCAAAGUAGCUUCCUCUCUGAGAUAUGAAGCAAAACUUGUUUGUUAAAGGUCCUGCGCAGCCUCUGGAUGUAUGCAUUUCACAGCAUGGGGUUACCUCCUCAAAGCCACUCUCUUUACUCAAGUCUCAACUACAUUAUUAUUAUUAGGUAUAGUCAUGGUAGUUAUUCCACUCAGUGCUGUUUCUCUGCUUGUAUUUUUUUCAGAAUCUUUGUAAAAUGGUGUGGAAUUCAGUUUAAGUGCUGAUUUUAUUCAGAAGGACAAAACUUCUUGAUGCAUUCUCUCUGUUUUUCUCCUGUCUGUCUCAGUCUCACAUUCAUGACAUCUUCAUUUUAUUAAACAUUUCAGUGCAUGUGUGUCUGCCUGCAAGAGACUGCCCUGCCACUUUGUCUGACAGGGUAGUUAGUCAGAGGCCGGAAUGGCCUGAAGACUGAAAGAAAGAAAGCAAACAAGCGUGUCGAAGGUGAAGAAAGAAGAGAAAAUGGCAAAACAAAGAAAAGAGAAAACAGAUGGGAUGAAAAACAGUGUGUGUGCUUGGGUGUGAUGGCAGAGCUCCCGUCUGGACUGCUGGAGGCAUGUGUAGUGGUUGGGGCCCCGAUUGAUAAGCUUCGAGACGUAUACCAGCUUCAUCAGCAGAGCAAGUUAAACGAACACCCCGUGCUGGAAGCGGAGGUACUGCAGGUCCAUGCCCCCCCUUUUGUUUCCAAGGAGACCAACUCUAGUCAGGCGAUUGGUCCAGCUUUCAGCCGUGUCCAGAGGAGGAGGAGCUUCAUCAAGAAGAAGAGGCGUGAUCGUGCUGCAGAGUCAUUAUCUAAUGGAGAUGCAGCUAAUCGUGCUGAAGUGUCGUCAGCGACAGAGGACAUCAGUGUUCCAAAGGAUCUGGACCUCAUCGCCUUGCCGCAGCUCUGUUUCCCUGGUGGUCUUCAGUUAGCCAAUGAGCAGAGGGAAGACAGUUAUCACUUCCUGGUUUUCACUGACUUGUUUGGGAACCGAACCCAUGGGGUUGUUGUGCAGUGCUACAGAGCUGUCCAGUCCUGUCAGGAAGGCGUUGUCCAGAAUGGCCACAGAUGGAAUUCAUCAAAGACCCGUCUCUACACACCCUUCGCUGUGUGUGUCAUCUCCAAGUUCCCCUACUACAAUGCUCUGAGAGACUGCUUGUCAUGUCUCCUGGUCGGGCUGCGGCCUGCAAGACAAGCCGACUUUGAGGAGACAAUCAAGGAGUUUUCAGCCAAGCUGUCCCUGGUCCCUUUACCGCCUCCUGGACAGCUACACGUGUCCUUCAGCCUCCGUCCUCUUCAGGUGGUUCUUCCAUCCAGGGACGAUCAGGACAGCCCAGUUAUCGACAUCGACCUGCAUCUACCUUUCCUCUGUUUCACACACACAACACUCCUCCAGGUGCUGUCCUGCCUUCUUCAAGAGCAGAGGCUGGUCUUCUUCUCAUCCGACUGGGCUAGACUCACUCUGGUUGCAGAGAGUCUGCUGUUGUACCUGCAGCCUCUGUCCUGGCAGCAGCCCUAUGUUCCUGUCUUGGCGAGAGGAAUGUUGGACUUCCUCAUGGCUCCGACUGCCUUCCUAAUGGGCUGUCACAUCAGUCACUUUGAGGAGGUUGCUGCCGAGACAGAAGACCUAAUCCUGGUGAAUAUUGAUGAUGGCUUCAUUCAGUCGUCAUGUUCUGAAACCACUGACCUACCAGCUAUCCCUGUGGCAGCAGCUGAGAGCUUUAUGUCAAGGGCAGAGUGUCUCCAGCUUCAUUACGACUUGGAGCUAUGUCACCUCGGAGCGGGCACCGAUGCCAAUGCCCUGCGGUACCAACGGAGAGACUGGCAGAGACGACUGAACACACAGAUACAAAACAUCGCCCUGGAACUAGUGGUCAACAUUUUCAGAGGCGUCCAGGACUUUCUAAACCAUGAGCACAGAGUUUUUAACAGUGAGGAGUUUCUGAGGACCAGGGAACCAGCAGACCAGUGCUUUUACAAGAAGGUGUUAGAAACUCAUAUCUUCCACUCAUUCCUGCGAGACAGGCUGAACAGGAAACGCGACACCUUCAGCUGCAUGGAGCAGAAUACGCGUAACAAUGCAUACAGGAAUCGUGCGAUGACAGAGUCUCCUCGUCGUCCCCCCAUGUCUGAGCUGUCCAGGACCGGUUACAGCAGCUACACCAGCCCUGACAACAGACUGAGCAAGAGGCUGGGAGCCAGCCUGCCAAACCUGGAGCAACCUGCAAGUGACACUAUGACUGCCAUCAGCUGCAGCAGGCCAGCCUCCCUCAGAAAGAUGACUCCUGAUAUUGGGUUGAAGUCUCCUCAGAAAGCUGUGAAGGUUUUCCGCCUCCCAGAGUUUCCCCCGCCUCUGGCCUAUCAUUAUAUACAGAACUAUUAUUCUGAUAUGGUGUCUUCUCUGGGGAAGGCUAUUAACGCCACACCACCUGAGGAGGCUGCUCUGCUGGCCAGGUACCACUACCUGCGUGGUUUGGUAAACACCGUGUCCAACAGGCGUCUGGAUGCGUUGGAUGACUUCCAGAGUCUCUAUAAGACGGACUCAGAUAUCUUCCCCUCUCAGAUGGUUAAGUCACUGGUCGACUCCCUGCCAGAAGGUGAACGGUUGCAGGCAGACAGACGUCCAGAGCUCAAAAGGCUCAUCAGCCGGGUUAAGAGGGACCAGGAGCGGGAACGUGCGCGCCAUGGCAACGGGUAUGAGGAAGGUGCCGUGAAGCACUUCCAGCUGCCGAAAAAAUACAUGCAACUGGAGGAAUUUGUGAAAUGUAUCCAGGAGUCUGGGAUUGUAAAAGACCAAGGAACCAUACACAGACUCUUUGAUGCUCUAACUGUCGGUCAUCAGAAGCAGAUUGGUCCAGACUUGUUCAGGGUGUUUUACACCAUCUGGAAGGAGACUGAGGCUGAAGCACAGGAGGUGUGCCUGCCUGCGUCUGUGUUGGAGCACAUUGAACCCAGCGAGUGCGUCUUUAAGCUCUCUUCCUCGGUCAAGACGAGCCGUGGGGUGGGGAAGAUCGCCAUGACUCAACGGCGGCUCUUCCUGCUGACCGAAGGACGACCGGGAUACGUGGAGGUGGCACAGUACCGAGAUUUAGAGGAAGUGAAGGUGUCUUCCGCUCCCUUCCUGCUCCUGCGAAUCCCCAGCCUGAAGCUGCGUGUGCGGGGCAGGAAGGAGGCGUUCGAGGCCAAUCUGAAAACGGAGACUGAGCUCUGGAACCUGAUGGUCAAAGAGAUGUGGGCCGGCCGCAACAUGGCUGACCAACACAAGGACCCCCAGUACAUGCAGCAGGCUCUGACCAAUGCUUUGUUAAUGGAUGCAGUAGUGGGCAGCCUUCAGAGCAGUAAAGCCAUCUACGCUGCUUCUAAACUGGCUCACUUUGACCGCAUCAAGAUGGAAGUCCCGAUGAUGGUUCCCAAGACAACUGCAGAGACGCUAAAGCACAAAAUUAACCCCUCGCUGGAACUCGCUGAACCUCAGCCUGUGGAUGUGCUUUUAUACACACCAGGUCAGCUGUGGGUGUCUGUGAGCGGAGGGAAGGUGAUGGUGUUUGAUGCUUCCAGCUGGUCCCUCACACAUACCUGUCAGGUUGGGAAUGCAAGACUGAACUGCAUGCUGGGUGUUGACAAGGAUCAGGUGUGGAUGGGUUCUGAGGACUCAGUUAUCUACAUCAUCAGUAUGGUGGCCAUGGUGUGUAACAGACAGCUGACUGAGCACAGGGCGGAGGUCACCGGUCUGGCGCUUGACACAGACAAAUACAGCCAGAAGGUGGCAUACUCCUGCAGUACAGAGGGAACCGUGAUGGUGUGGGACAUAUCCACACUACAGGUGAGGAGGCACUUUCGCCUCUCCUGCGAUUGUCUUCAGUCUGUCAACAGCCGGAAUGGCACGCUGUGGUGCUGUUCCAGGGACAGUAUAAUGGAGGUGUGGAGGAACGGUUCAUUGAAACAUCGUCUGAAUCUACCAGAGCAACACAAAGGAUCCAUAGCUACAUUCAGCUCUAUACUGCUGUUACCUGAGAGGGAAGAGCUGUGGAGUGUGUGUGUAGACUCAGGAGAAGUGUGUAUUUGGCAUACUAAGGACCCUACCAAACCGUUUGACCGCGUGACGCUGCAGGACUGCACCGGAUGUUACUGCAUGAUUAAAGUCAAAAAUCAGGUGUGGGUUGGUGGCGUGGGCCGCAGCUCUACCAAAGGGAAGAUUUAUAUCCUGGACACAGAACGCCACCUGGUACUUAAGGAGCUCCACGGCCAUAACGACAAGGUGACGGCGCUGUGCUCCGCCGAGGAUCGCUACAUCCUCAGUGGCGCUGGCAAACAUGACGGAAAGAUCGCCAUCUGGAAGGUGGAGUAGAGAGGUUUACUGACUGGAAAUGGACAAAGUAACUCUGAUGAAACUGUUCCAGGAGGAGCCCAGGUUUUGGAUCUGUGGGAGAAAGAGUGAAGCUCUGUGUUUGGAAAGCAGAUUAAAGGGAGGGGAAGCAAAUUCACAAACUUGUAGAGAUUACAUGUAAUCACAUGUCCGUCAUGUGAUGCAAGUUUACAUAACUUAUACUGCUAUGAUGCUAUGUAAAGGUGAUUAGCAGUUCAAAACAGUGACUAUGAGGAUACUGACAUGUUAUUUUUUGGGAAUAUGAGGACCAAAUGAAGACUGAAAAAAAGAAAAGCGGGUGCAAGUCCUGUUGGAUAUUUCUUUUUAAUCCAAAGUUUUAAACAUUUUUAGUAUUUAUAAUAUCGUCAUACCGUGCCUUUUGUAUUGCUGUUACCUGUUUAUUGUAAGUUUAAUCUCACUAGUUUUGUGUGGGAACGUCAUGUGACUGAGCCUUGCCACCAACUGUGUAUUUGAGGCAAAUCUCUACAGCUCAAACUACCCUGAAAACAAAACUCCUGUCACUGGAGAGUUUGCUAUUGCUGUGAGAAAGACCUGAGGAGAGUUUGUUUUGAUGGAAGAUAUGCUUUAAUGGACAACGUGCAGUAGAGAGUGAUGGGAAAUGUGGUGAAAUAAGAUACAAAGUUGGGAGCUGGACUCAAACUCGUGAGAUACCACUCACAUGUGAUGUACAGAGAGGUGUGUUCCACAGCAGCUCAAGAAAGUCUCGCCACAACUGGAAUUUUCUAUUUUAAAAACAGAAAAUAAGGACUAACCCCAUAAAAGCAAAAUACUUACCUCAUUGUCAGACAAAGUUUCUACAUUUUUCUUUAUUUAUUUCUUUACAAGUACAGUUUUAUCUUUGUUACAGACCAGCUGGUUUUAACAAGGAAAGUUUCUGUUAUUAUACACAAGCUGAUGAUCCUAGUCAAAAAAACAGACCAACAAGCAAGUACAAGUUCCUGGCUAUAACAUGCCUUAUGCAUAUUAAGCAUUUAGUUAUUUAUAAGAAGAGGAGAGAGGCAAAAGACCAAGCCAUAACAUACCCAACAUAUGUUAAAAAUCUAUUUAUAAUAUGUAGGAAUUUGUGUUCUGUACAUUUUUAUUGAUAUUUUUACAAUAGUGUUAUUUGUAUUAACAAAGUAAAACCAUACAGACGGUGUUGUAAUUGAUUCUUCAAAUGUGGAGAACAUUGAGUUUUCUUUCCUUUACUUUUCCAGUCUUUUACAUUUACACAUUUACUCAACAACGUGUCAACUUUCUGUGACUCUUAAAAAAUUAGAACCAAGAAAAAUAAUUUUUUUCCCCCAUUUUUAACAAAACAUUAUCAUCUGAACAACAAAAUGACUUUUAGGAGCCAAUGUCACCUGAGGUUCAAUCAAAGGUUCAACAAUUUUUUUAUUAUUGUAUUUAUACAGUGUAUAUAACUGGUGAAUAUAAAUAUGAUACAUAUUCCCUUUUUAAAUUUAAGUGAUGACAAUGCAACAACUCAACUAUUGUAUUUAUAUGUUUUUUCCACUGACCUUUUGUAAAAUUUCAUAUGAAACUACACAAUAUAUUAUUAAUAAAUUUAAUACAGUUUUUAAAGGAA
Seriola aureovittata is the source of this 5998-nucleotide messenger RNA. It is a transcript of the gene dennd3a, whose product is annotated as DENN/MADD domain containing 3a. Lineage: Eukaryota; Metazoa; Chordata; Actinopteri; Carangiformes; Carangidae. The record is from RefSeq and is a predicted model, not a curated record. Gene Ontology annotation, cellular component: cytoplasmic vesicle. The coding region runs from base 589 to 4392 and encodes 1267 amino acids. Gene Ontology annotation, molecular function: protein binding. The transcript has 31 exons. Gene Ontology annotation, biological process: regulation of Rab protein signal transduction.